AUGAGGGCACUCUCCGCUGAGCUCGUGAGCCUCGCCACCUCCUGUGGCCUGCCGGAGCACCUCCUCGGCUACUUGAAGGAUCGGCAGAUCUUGUCCGCCGGAUUGCUGGCGGCUAUGGCCGACACUUACAAAGAAGUGGACGAGAUGCUCUACGUCCCGCUGAGGGAUGGAGUGACCGUGGAAGGUCAUAUGAAUGGCAGAUCUCCCAAGACGAAGGACACGUUGUCCGAGCGGCCCUGCGCUUCCUCUGGCAGCGGUGUCGCGCACAGGCACAACAAGAUGGCCACCCAGGGAGCUCAAUGGGUCAGCCGGCGGGAACCCGGCCUGGUGGCCUCCGAACCGGCCCCGUCAAAGGCGGUACCCGCCGUGCCGCGGGAAAUUCCCCCAGCCGAACUCCAGAAGCUUCUGAAGUUCUACAGUGACACCCAAAUCGCGGGCCGCAACCGUGACUUUCCGAUGAAAGCACUGGUCGGCGCCGAAAAGGUGAUGGCCCGCAUCUGGCACGAGAAGUGGAUCUCAUCUCAAUUCACCCCGACACAGCUCCACGAACUGCUCGAAGCCAGGUGCUUCGAUUCCUCCGGCUCGUUGAACACGCUCAACAAAGAGAUGAAACAAAAGCAGCAGAGCCGACUGACGGUCGAUGAAGAGCAGAACGCGAUCGUGAUCGAGGAGGAGCAGCAGUGGAGCCCCAAGGGGUUGCUGGGCUUGAUGGAUGCCUUGGAGGCCAUUGAGCUCUGUUGGAUCCUAUGCCAGCUGGGGCAUGAACUAGAUGUGAAGGAAUACAUCAGCUGGUGGAGGCAACUCUUCAGGUCGAGGCCGGGCAAAAUAGAGCAAAUCAAAGCCUAUUGGACCGAUGCCCGCUGGAAAGUCGCGCUGUCCAUGCGCCAGGGAUACCCUUUCGACCAGGCCAUGCAGCAGAUCAUCGACGACGCGGCAGCACUUCAGGCCGCCUUGAUGAAGGAGUUGGGCACGACCAAGCCUCCACCCAAGAAACCACAGAGCCGGCCACAACACCAGAAGGGCAAGGGCUAUGGCAAGUCCGACAGGGCGGAGACCUCCACUUGGACAUCAUCACAGUCCUCUCAAGAUCGCCCUUGGAAACGGGAGUGGCCGCAAUGGAAGUCGCAGGACGGCUGGCAGCCACAACCUGUGCACAAGUCCUGGCUCAUCCUCUGUGUCUUCGACGGCUGCGGCACCGCGCACGCAGCUGCCGACAUCGUGUUGGGACACCGCCACAUCUGGCACCGAAUCUCAUGGGAGAUCGACGAAGCCUGCACGACGAUCUCGUCGACGCACUGGCCAGACAUCGAGCACAGGGGCGACAUUUUCGCCGACUCGCAGGAGGCCCUCCGAGACCGGAUCAAUGACAUCGAUCCCAACUGCGAGUGUGCAAUCCUUCUGGCUGCAGCCCCACCAUGCCCAGAUUUCAGCCGCAUCCGACCAGAUGCAGAGGGCAAAGACGGCCCCGAGGGCCAGAAGUUCGAUGGCAUGCUGCGGUGGUUCGCUGACCCGAACUUCAUCUUCGGCCAGAGGAAGCUGCUGCGCAUGAUAGAGAACGUGAUCAUGGGCCGCAAAGCCGAUCUCCGUCACUUUGACGCAGAGACAGGGGGAAGUUGGACUCAGCCACAUUCCAUCGCUGGGAACUCGCGGGGCAGCGAGAACUUAUGGGAGAACGAGCGAGGAGAACUCGUGACACCAAGCAUCCUCGUUAAGGAGCGGAUGCACCGCCUGGCAGAUGACUUCACGGCGCCCGCCAAGGACGAACGGGCACGCCGCAAGGUGGUGGCGAACGGCUGGCAUUUGGGCACGGCCGUCAUCGUCAUGCUCCUUCUGACCUGCUUCCCAGCGGCCGAGGCGAAUGUCCAAGUGGGAGUCGACCUGCAGCCAUUAGGCCACAGUGCCAUGGACAUCAUGACAUCCAUCUGGCAGUCCGGACCCUUGGCCACAGGACAGCCACCGGACCAACCAAGAGAUCACUGGAUGACCCAGUGCAAGUGCCUCCAAGAGCAUUGGCAGCACAGCUACACAAGACGCCACCCAGCAGCAGUGGCCGACCUGCUCGAACCGGGCCUUCAACAGACCAUCCAGCUGUGGUUGCACUGGCACCCUUGCUUGCCAGAACUCCGGGAGAAGUUGAUGAAAGAGAUCUCAGCACAGGCCGCUGACCUGGACGAUGACCUUCAGGACUGGCAUCAGGCCCGGGCCGAAAACAUCCGAAUCGUGCUCGACCCCAACGGCCCAAACAGAAUCCACUUUCCACUGUUGUCAAAUCUCCUGAAACGACUCGGGUGGGAAGACCCGAAACUCCUGGACGAGAUCCAGUCUGGAUUCUCCGUCCUGGGAAAGAUGAACCCGGGUCUGGGAUGGACCAAACGGGAGGACAUGAAAUACGCACAGCCGUUGCACCAAACGAAACCAGACAAGCGUUGGAAAGAACUCCUGAAUGAGAUUUCCACUGACAUCAGCAAGAACCGGAUGAUCGGACCCCUCACCGCACCACCAUCGUGGGGCAUCCGCGCAAUCCCCUCGGUGCACCACCCCAACACACAACACCUGCUUCAGGGACCUGAGUGCCACGUCCCGACUAGUUUUGCAUUUUCGGUCGAGCAGACCGGGGCAGACGGCCUCACGAAGGUGAGGCGUUGUGAAGACUGGAAACGAAGCAGACACAAUGACACAGUCGAGGGAGAGGACAUCCCGCCGACACACAGGGUCAACACCUUCAUAGCGGUGGCCAAUAUAUGA
Molecule: messenger RNA, 2745 nt
Organism: Durusdinium trenchii
Lineage: Eukaryota; Dinophyceae; Suessiales; Symbiodiniaceae
Source: the annotation of a GenBank genome assembly